Messenger RNA from Paramecium tetraurelia, 1029 nucleotides. RefSeq lists its product as uncharacterized. The record is from RefSeq and is a predicted model, not a curated record. NCBI's taxonomy places the organism in Eukaryota, Ciliophora, Oligohymenophorea, Peniculida, Parameciidae. The transcript has a single exon.
AUGGAUUUAUAGUAGUUAAGAAAGGAACUUAAAGAAAAAGAAAAAAAAUUAAAAGAUGAAUAAAAUAAUAAAAUAGUGCAUUUACAAUUCUAUGGCAUGACCAAAUCGGAAGCAUAUGAUUCAGUUAAUUUGGAGAUGAAUUAGACAAAAAGAUUAGGGUUAGUUUAAUAGAGCAUGAUUUUAAAAAGAGGUAACUCAGAUUUGUUUUGGAGUUCCAAUAAUAAGGGGAUGUUUUUAAGAUAUUUCAAUCAAAAAUUAACUAUAGAUUUAAGAGCAAGGGAAACAUUAAAACCUAUUGAAAAACCAUGUUUAAUCAUUGUGAAUGGAAAUAAAAAAUCAAAAAGAAAAGAAAUAAUAUAGCAAUUUUAAUAAGAGAUAUUGAAAUUACUUGAUAAGAAAAAGGAGGAUGGAAAUGAAAUUUUAAUUAGCAUUUUUGGAUUUCUGAAUUCUAGUAUGAUAAGUUUAUUAUCUAUAAACUAAGACUUUGAGAAAGUAAUACACAGCAAUCUAAAAAUUUAUAAGGAUGAAAAUAUUGUGAAAACAAAAAAUUUAAUAUAAAUAGCAGUUAAUAAUGCUGAUGAAUUGUAAUAAAUAAUGAACUUGUAUAAAAGUAUUAAAGCUUUGAUCGAAUUAUAAUGCAAAUAGAAAUUUAAAGAAAUUGUAUUUUAAUUUAUAAGGGCAGAAUUGGAAGAUAAUAAAUUAAUUAGAUUUUGGGACAAAUGCAAUAUAGUACAACUCUCUAAUGAUAAUGAUGCUAAAUAAUUUCAUUUAAAAUAAUGUUUGGGUCAACUUGACAAGAAGGAGCAUAUAAAAUACCAUAAUUGUAAAUUAACGGAAUCUCUACAGGAUUGUUUUAGAGAGGAUUACUAAAUUGAAUACAUUGGAUGCUUAAUCACUGAUUAAACUUUAGAAUCAUAAUUAUCGGUUUUGUAAUUCUUAGAUCCAAUUUUACCCAUCAAAUCUAAAGUAACAUAAUAAGAAGGUUAAAAUACUAUAAAGGAGAUCUUAGGAUCCCGCCUUGAAUUAUGA